Messenger RNA from Mollisia scopiformis, 1270 nucleotides. Its product is annotated as putative oxidoreductase. The transcript has a single exon. Lineage: Eukaryota; Fungi; Ascomycota; Leotiomycetes; Helotiales; Mollisiaceae. The record is from RefSeq and is a predicted model, not a curated record. The coding region runs from base 231 to 1148 and encodes 305 amino acids.
UUGGCCAAUCCUUCGAGGUAGAUUGUGUAGCUGCACAUCAAGCCUCACGUAAAGUCCGCGACUACUAGAGGCUGCAUUCAAGCGACAGAAUAUAUAAGUUGCAUGCAAGUCUGCUGCUAAUCGAGGGAGCAAAACGGAAAUCUCUCAUCUGAAAAUCUAUCAAGAUCCUGAUAUCGAUUCGAAAUUCAUUUGUCUAUUUCAUUGCCCCUAAGUCGAAUUCGUCUUCCAUCAUGCGCGUCUUCGUUACAGGUUCGACUGGCUUUGUUGGUGAAGCUGUGGUGAAAGAACUGCUUUCUGCAGGACAUACGGUCCUCGGUCUAACUCGCAGUGACAAAGGAGUGGAGCAACUGAAAAGUCAAGGGGCGGAGGCCGUGAAUGGUACCAUCGAGGACUUGGAGGUCCUCAAGAAAGGCGCUUCUCAGUGUGAUGCCGUUAUCCAUCUAGCUUUCGUCCACAACUUUACUGAUUUCGUGGGCUCCUGUGCUACAGACCGGGCUGCCAUCACUGCAAUGGGUUCAGUCUUAGCUGCCGCUGGUGGCGAUCGUGCUUUGGUCAUCACCUCCGGGACCAUGAUGUUGGAAAAGGGCAAAUUGGGUGAUGAGGACGAUGGGCCUGAUAUGACCAACCCCAUGGGUGCAGCCCGAGGCGCUUCAGAGCCAGUGUGUCUCCACUUUGCCAAGCAAGGUGUGCGUGCCAGCGUUGUGCGUCUUCCACCUACAACCCAUGGUUAUGGACAGUCAGGCUUCAUGGGCCCAUUCGUCAGUGUUGCUUUGCAGAAGGGUGUCUCCGCGUACGUUGGGGACGGUCAGAAUCGUUGGUGCGCUGGCCAUCGAGAUGAUGCUGCUAAGCUGUUUCGUCUGGCAAUGGAGAAAGCCAAGCCUGGGUCCAUCUUCCAUGCUGUAGGAGAGGAAAGUGUGAUGCUGAAAGACAUUGCCGCGGAGGUCGGGAAGCAGUUGAACAUUCCUGUUGUCAGCAUCUCAACAGAGAAAGUGGAGGAUCAUUUUGGAUGGUUUGUGUUUGGUGCUGGGGCUGACAAUCCGGCCUCCAGCGCAAAGACGAAGGAGCGGCUGGGAUGGACUCCUACUGGUCUGACGGUGAUCGAAGAUGUCCCCAAUAUUGUCAAGUACAUGAAGAGCCAGGAAGCUUGAAAUGGAAGGCUUGAAAUGGAAGGCUUGAAAUGGAAGGCUUGAAAUGGAAGGCUUGAAAUGUAAACAUAGUUGGCUUUGUAUAGCUAAAGACCCGUUCGCGCGUCUUCUAAAAUGACCAAGGC